This is a messenger RNA of Solanum verrucosum, 2190 nucleotides long. RefSeq names its product alkaline/neutral invertase E, chloroplastic-like. The transcript has 6 exons. Gene Ontology annotation, biological process: sucrose catabolic process. Gene Ontology annotation, cellular component: chloroplast. The coding region runs from base 56 to 2074 and encodes 672 amino acids. The record is from RefSeq and is a predicted model, not a curated record. Lineage: Eukaryota; Viridiplantae; Streptophyta; Magnoliopsida; Solanales; Solanaceae. Gene Ontology annotation, molecular function: endo-alpha-N-acetylgalactosaminidase activity; sucrose alpha-glucosidase activity.
UAUUUCAAGAACUGCUGGUUCAUGUUAAAGAUUGUCCUUUUUUCUGUAUUAAACUAUGUUAUUUCAUGUAAAUGUGUUGAUUAAAUCCAGAAAUUAUUACAAUAGCUGCAAAGUUGAAGGUAUCAUCAAUUUCAGAUACUUACUGACAAUGGGGGCUUCAGAAGCUGCCCUACAACUUUUAUCCGGUAAGCUUUCAUGUCAAGUCCGAACAAGUUCAAUCUUGGCGAAGUCAAACUCUUUACUUUGCUAUGAACGUUGUUUUAAAGCUAGAAAUUGCGGGGACUGGAGGUAUAAGCAGAUAAAGGGUUUAAAAAAGCUGCAAGAUUGCUCGAGUUUACAUGCUUUUCGUGGCUUACAUAGUGUUUUCCGGGGUGAAAAGAUUCAUAAUCGGUCCAAUUUAUCGAUCUGCAAUUGCCAACAACCUGAAAGAGUCAGUGAGACAAUCAUUAAAGGUGGAAAUGGAAAGUCGAUGCACACUGUGCCUCCAAAGAUUCCAAAUCUUACUCCAGAUGAACAGAACAUGAAGCAGGAAAAUGGAGCUAGGCCUUUCAGUGAAGGUUUUAAAACUGCUGCCUCAGUUAAUAGUAGGCCUAGAACUAACACGGAGUCUAUUGAGGAUGAAGCGUGGCAUUUUUUGCGAGCUGCCAUGGUUUAUUACUGUGGCAGCCCAGUUGGAACUAUAGCUGCUAAUGAUCCAAGUGAAGCAACUAUGCUAAACUAUGAUCAAGUAUUUAUACGUGAUUUUAUACCUUCUGGGAUAGCAUUCCUUCUAAAAGGAGAAUAUGAUAUCGUGAGGAACUUUAUACUUCACACGCUUCAGUUGCAGAGUUGGGAGAAAACAAUGGAUUGCUAUAGUCCAGGUCAAGGACUUAUGCCUGCCAGCUUCAAAGUGCGUACAAUUCCACUUGAUAAUGACGAAUCUGCAACAGAAGAUGUACUGGAUCCAGACUUCGGCGAGGCAGCAAUUGGUCGAGUCGCACCUGUGGAUUCAGGAUUAUGGUGGAUUAUAUUGUUGCGAGCAUAUGGGAAAUGCUCUGGAGAUCUUUCUCUUCAGGAGAGGGUUGAUGUCCAAACUGGAAUGAAGAUGAUACUCAGGCUAUGUCUUGCAGAUGGCUUUGAUAUGUUUCCCACUUUGCUGGUGACUGACGGUUCUUGCAUGAUAGAUCGUCGCAUGGGAAUCCAUGGCCACCCUCUGGAAAUUCAGGCGUUAUAUUAUUCGGCUUUACUUGGUGCACGGGAGAUGCUUGCUCCAGAGGAGGCAUCAACAGACCUUGUUAGGGCACUUAACAAUCGUUUGCUAGCAUUGUCAUUUCAUAUUAGGGAAUACUACUGGAUCGAUGUGAAAAAAUUGAACGAGAUUUAUAGAUACAAAACGGAGGAAUAUUCAUACGAUGCAAUCAAUAAGUUUAAUAUAUAUCCAGAUCAAAUUCCUCCCUGGCUGGUGGAAUGGAUGCCUAGUGAAGGGGGUUAUCUUAUAGGAAACCUGCAGCCAGCUCACAUGGAUUUCCGGUUCUUUUCACUUGGGAACGUUUGGUCCAUCGUAAGCAGUCUUGCUAACAUAGAUCAGUCACAUGCCAUUUUAGAUCUUAUUGAAGCCAAAUGGGAGGACUUAGUAGCUGAUAUGCCACUGAAGAUAUGUUAUCCUGCUCUUGAGGGCCAGGAAUGGCGCAUUAUUACUGGUGGUGAUCCGAAAAACACGCCUUGGUCUUACCAUAAUGGAGGAUCCUGGCCAACGUUGCUCUGGCAGCUGACUGUGGCAUGCAUAAAAAUGAAGAGGCCUGAAAUUGCUGAAAAAGCAAUUAAGAUCGCGGAAAGACGCUUAUCCAGAGACAGGUGGCCUGAAUACUACGAUACAAGGCGAGGAGGGUUCAUCGGGAAACAGGCACGUCUCUUUCAGACUUGGACUAUUGCAGGAUAUCUAGUGGCAAAGCUGCUUAUUGCCAAUCCAGAGGCUGCAAAGAUGGUAAUCAAUGUGGAGGAUACAGAACUUCUAAGUGCUUUUUCAAGCAUACUGAGUUCAAACCCAAGACGAAAACGUUCACGAAAAGGAGUUAAACAGUCUUUCAUCAUAUGAUAGUUUUCUUUUUGUUACUUAAGCCUUAGUGUGUACUAUUGACCUGAGAUGAGCUCAAAUGGAAUGAUAUUGUCAGUGGAGAUUCAUAUAGUCGACUCCCAAAAUGCUCAAGAUUG